UGUGGAAGACACUUGUGGCGAAGGCAAUUGCGAAUCAGUCAGGUGCCAACUUUAUUUCUAUUAAGGGACCCGAAUUAUUAAACAAGUUUGUUGGUGAAAGUGAGCGGAGUGUCCGAAUGGUGUUUGCUCGCGGACGUGCGAGUGCUCCUUGUGUUCUGUUUUUUGAUGAGCUGGAUGCGCUAGCACCUCGUCGGGGGUCUGACCGUGCGAACCCAAGUAGCGAGCGUGUAGUGAACCAAUUGUUAACGGAAAUGGACGGUAUAGAGAGAAGGGAGGACGUGUACGUCAUUGGUGCGACCAACCGACCCGAUAUGAUUGAUCCUGCCAUGCUGCGUCCAGGGCGUCUGGACAAGCUCCUCUAUGUUCCCCUUCCCUCCGUCGAGCAGCGUUUUUCCAUUUUGGCAACACACGCUCGCCGCUACCCGAUUGACGCCUCGGUGGACCUGAACCGCAUUGCUCAUGACCCACGACUUCAGGGGUUCAGCGGAGCAGACUUGGCAGCUCUCGUGCGGGAGGCCUCACUGCAUGCCUUGAAGAAACUGUACCGCUCCACCACCGCGGAGGAGCUGGACUUGCUGGAGCGGAAUCUCGGUGGAGAAAACAUCGAAAAGACACUGCUGCCUUCUGUGUGCGAAGAGGAUUUUGAGGCCAGUUUGCAGAAGGUUAGGCCCUCUGUUUCUGCGGAGGAUCGGGAGAGCUAUGAGUUGCUGCACCGGCAUAUCAUACAGUCAGCGAGGUCUACGGGAUGA
Molecule: messenger RNA, 749 nt
Organism: Trypanosoma cruzi
Lineage: Eukaryota; Euglenozoa; Kinetoplastea; Trypanosomatida; Trypanosomatidae
Product: vesicular transport protein (CDC48 homologue), putative
Exons: 1
Biological process (GO): ribosome biogenesis
Cellular component (GO): nucleus
Molecular function (GO): ATP binding; preribosome binding; RNA binding
Source: RefSeq, a predicted model, not a curated record